AUGGAGGUGUGGACUGCGCUGCUGCUGGUCGUAAUCCAGCGAUCCGUCGCAUCGGACCUGGUCACUCAGCUGGACACCGAGUUACGUCACAUCAACGCUCAGGCAGCAGCUGUGACCUGGAACCUCGCCGUGGAUCCUGACUCAGUACCCUCGCGCGUGGUCACCCGAGCGGCCGAGUGGCACACCGCGUGGCGCAACGCUUGGUGUGACCAGGGUCGCGCUCUGACGGAAUUGGCCCCACGUCAGAUGUACCUCUUAUGCAGAGGACCCAAGUACACACCGCACCAAGCCAGCGAGCUGAACGCAAAACUCGGGUUACUGCAGAACACCUAUUCUAGGGCACACGUGUGCCGUCGUGACGUAUGCUACCGCGGGGAACCGGACCUCGAGCGCCUCAUGGCAGAGUCUCGUGACCCAGCCGAGUUGCUGUGGGGCUGGCAGGAAUGGCGACGUGCCGUGGGUCCACCGUCCAAGCUCCUAUACCCAGCCGUCGUAACCCUCAUGAACCAGGGGGCAAGAAACAACGGCUACCGGGACAUUGGGGAGUGCUGGCGAGAGGAACUGGAGACACCGAAUCUGGAAUAUGUUGUGGAGGAACUCUACAGCCAGGUGGAACCGCUGUACACUUUGCUGCAUGCGGUUGUUCGCUUCAAGCUUGUUCAACUUUACGGGGAAGAGACUGUACCUCCCACAGGACCUAUCCCAGCUCAUCUCCUAGGUAACAUGUGGGCACAGAACUGGGAGACGCUGCUAGAUCUGUUGAUACCUGGACAAAAUAUGAUCAAUCUGACCUCCACCCUGCGUGCACGGAACUACUCCACUAUUGACAUGGUGCGGCACGCAGAGGACUUCUACACAUCUCUAGGACUUGAACCCAUGACCCGAAGCUUCUGGAUACACUCGCAGAUAGAGAGACCUACGGACACCAAUGGCACCUGCCAUGGCACUGCUGCCAACAUGUACCAACCAGGGGACUUCAGGAUGCUGCUGUGUGCCGAGGUGAACGCAGAAGAUUUUUAUGUCAUUCACCACGAGAUGGGCCACAUCGAGUACUACAUGGCGUACAGAAACCAGCCUGCUGUGUUCCAGGAAGGCGCAAACUCAGCGUUCCAAGAGGCCGUGGGGGAUUCAAUCAUGUACGCCGUGAUGGCACCUCAACACUUGCAGCGGCUGGGACUCAUAAAUGACACCACCCGGGACGAGAGUUUAGUGUUGCUACUGCGACAGGCCCUCGCCAAGCUGCCUCAACUGCCAUUCGGCCUGUUAUUGGACAAAUGGCGAUGGAGUGUAUUCAGAGGAGACACGUCCCCAAAGCAAUAUAACACAGAUUGGUGGGCGCUCAAGAGACGCUACCAGGGAAUCAUGCCUCCUGUACCCCGAGCAGAGGACGACUUCGACCCAGCUGCUAAGUUCCACAUCCCUGAUAACACACCCUAUAUAAGGUACUUCUUGAGUGAUAUUCUACAAGCUCAAAUGUUUAAGGGUAUGUGUGAGGCAGCGGUGCUUGGUCAUGUUGGUACUGGUAAGACACUGCCAAUGCCUCUCCAUCACUGUGACAUCUAUGGUUCCAAGCAGGCUGGCAACAGGCUCAGAGCGAUGAUGAGUCUUGGGAGCAGCCGACACUGGAGCAAAGCACUCCAGAUCCUCACAGGAAGUACUCGAUAUGAUGUCAAGCCAUUACUGCAGUACUACGAGCCAGUACAUCGCUGGCUGCGAGAUCAGGUUGAGCAGUAUAACAUACCAGUGGGAUGGGAUUAGGAUGCGUGUGUGUACAUCUUCUGACAAAAUACAGAAAAUAAUCAGCUUA
Molecule: messenger RNA, 1807 nt
Organism: Zootermopsis nevadensis
Lineage: Eukaryota; Metazoa; Arthropoda; Insecta; Blattodea; Termopsidae
Product: angiotensin-converting enzyme-like protein Ace3
Biological process (GO): proteolysis
Cellular component (GO): membrane
Molecular function (GO): peptidyl-dipeptidase activity; metallopeptidase activity
Source: RefSeq, a predicted model, not a curated record